Molecule: messenger RNA, 1002 nt
Organism: Acanthosepion pharaonis
Lineage: Eukaryota; Metazoa; Mollusca; Cephalopoda; Sepiida; Sepiidae
Source: the annotation of a GenBank genome assembly
AUGUCUUCGGAACAACCGCUGAGAUAUUGGCCUGACCCACCGUUUGGGAAUGGUGACGGAGGCACACUCAUCCAUGAACGCCCGAAUACCCUAACAUCUAUCUCUCUCUCUCUCUCUCUCUCUCUCUCUCUCUAUCUAUCUAUCUAUCUAUCUAUCUCUCUCUCUCUCUCUAUAUAUAUAUAUAUGAGUCUAAUACAACUUUCGUCAUCCCUAAUCCCUCUCUCUCUCUCUCUCUCUCUCUCUCUCUCUCUCUCAGUAUAUUACUUUAUGUAUCUGUCUAUCGUUAUCUGUCAGUAUAUUUCAUUCUCUCUAUCUAUAUAUCUAGUUACCUCGCUUUAUCAUCAUAUCUUUCAUUCUCUCUCUCCCUCUCCCUCUCUCUCCCCCUCUCUACCUCCCACUCCCUCUCUACCUCCCACUCCCUCUCUCUCUCCCACUCCCUCUCUCUCUCUUUCUAUUAUCUAUAUCUCAGUAUUUUCCUUUAUUUAUCUACCGUUAUCUCUCUCUCUCUCUCAAUCUCUCUCUGUCUCUGUCUGUCUCUGUCUCUGUCUUCUUUCUUUCGCCGUCUCUUUCAUUCUCUCUCUCUUUCAGUCUUUUUUUUAUCGCAACUGUUUUCAUUCUAUCUAUCUAUCUAUCUAUCUAUCUAUCUAUCUAUCUAUCUAUCUAUCUAUCACUCCUAUUCUUUUUUCGGAGUUGCUUCAAUCUGUCACUCACUCUCUCUCUCUCUCUCGCAGUCUCUCUCAGUCUUUCUUUCUGAGUUGCUUUGAUGAAAUCUCUCUCUCUCUCUCUCUCUCUCUCUCUCUCUCUCUCUCUCUCUAUCUAUCUAUCUAUCUAUCUAUCUCAGUUUUUCCCUCUCUGGAUCUUUCAUUCUUGUUUCGGAUCUGCUUACAGAACCAUUCUUUCACGCUAGCCAUCCCUCUCUCUCUCUCUCUCUCUCUCUCUCUCUCUCUCUCAUCUAUUAUUUUCCCCUCGUUCCAAGGAAAACUUUCCCAUUUCUAUUUAUAA